This is a messenger RNA of Lutzomyia longipalpis, 2348 nucleotides long. RefSeq lists its product as uncharacterized. Lineage: Eukaryota; Metazoa; Arthropoda; Insecta; Diptera; Psychodidae. The record is from RefSeq and is a predicted model, not a curated record. The transcript has 2 exons. The coding region runs from base 440 to 2017 and encodes 525 amino acids.
AUUCCAGUUGAAUUCCCCUCAACUGAAGCGCCAAAUUGUAACCAGCGGGAAAUAGAACAAGCUGCCCAGCAGCACAUAAAGAAACUAUUUUUAACCGUUUAGAAGAGCAAAAAUUCCCCAAGAGUGCGGACAAAGAAAAAUUGUGCAGUCAAUUUAAAUUAAAAUAAAGUAGAAAUUAAGUGAACCUUCCUUAAUUUUCAAUCGCUGUCCCCUCUUGGAAGUGCUUCUCCAAAGUGCACCACAUCCGGACCCAUUUGUUCCCAAACAAAUUGGCGCCAAAUCCGGAGAUCUCAUCAUCCUCCCGGGCUUUCAUCGAACCGGAGGAUUUACUAAUUAUUCCAUUUCUACAAUUUAAGGUAACAUCCCAACAAUUGGUCCUUCGACAGUGUUCACCAGCGGCGGUACAGUUACCAUUUAAUCCUCUGCCGCCGGGCUUCCAAUGACUGUCGCGGAGAAGCGAAAUCACCAGCCAAUCUCAAUGCUCAAGGAUGAGACGGUCUGUCGUCUUGAGGAAUUCCGGAUAUUCUCAUCAUCGCGGACCCAAGACACAGUGUUCUUCAGCCUCAAGAGUGUCACAGAGAAACGGCCAAGGAAUUACUUCGUCCAGACAGAAAAGGCAGAGUCCCACAUUGCAACACUCCCUGAGACACUAUCUUCAUCACUUCAGCCACAAGACGCGAUUCAAUAUGCCCUCUGGAACUGGCCAUUUCUUCACGGUGUUCUACUUGGGAUGAGAUAUCACGGCGGGUCGGUAUUGGAUGAAUUUGUGCUCUCACACAAGCAAAUUCAAAUACUUAACCUCACUUUGGGCAUGUCCGGAAAGUCAGUGAUGGGGCGUUUGGCAAUCAUCCCCCACAGUCUGCUGAGCCUGCGGGAACUCAUCACAUUCGCAUUGGAUUCCCCCCGCAGCCCUCUUCCAUGCUCAUUGGACAUUGAGGAAGCUGAUCCCGCUCAGCACCAAACCAUUAAAUCAAACUACAGAGUUUAUGACUCAAUCAAUCAUGUUUCUCGGAGAUUUAUUCAAUUCCGGAUGCUCACAAUGGACAAUAGAGGAAAGCCUUUGGUGACGUUUGGAGCUCCUCAGAAUGAUGAGAACUUGUUGACACCCCCGUGCAUGUCGGCCAAUCCCUCCAGCGGUUUAUGCGGCGACACAAAUGCGUCAGAUGGCCAACAUGGAAAUCUCAACUUUUAUGGGCUCUUGGACACACCUGGAAACUGCCUCAACCUCGUACACCAAUCCGUGCGGAUUCCUGUGCUGCAGGAACAGCAGGAUGCCCACAGAGAAUACAUCGGGAUUAAUCUCGGGAACAAUCAGAAGUCGCCCAGCAAAACAUUGCGCAGUUCGUGUGUUUCUGUGGAUGACAAAGGAAUUAUGCAAUUAGAUGUACUACCCAUCAACGCGCAAUUUCACCCAGGUGAGAAUUAUCCAAUGAUCUUACCUGGUGGAUCAUUUCCAAGGUGGAUUUUGCACAAUUUACACCUAUUCCGGAGGCACACAACAUUCAUUUUCACGCCCAUCAAUUCACGUCACAAAUCGAAUCCCAGUUUCGAAUGGCGUCGGAUAAUUCUGGACAAUUUCCGAGGAGAUGUCGUGCGUUUCCACCGAAACCCACAAUUCCGUGAACAAGUUAUGAAAUUACUUCCGCUGCCUGAAUUCAAUCAUCCCAAGGUACUCGCAUCCCCUGGCAUUGAUUUGGUGGAUCUCACUCCAUUCAAAGCAAAUGAACUUCGCUGUGUGCCUGUCAUUAAACUGUUGGUGGCUGCGGAUAUUUGCCCAAAAUUGAAGUCAAUGCAAUCAACAUUGUGGGAGAUCGCGGAAACCCUUUGGGCAAGUCUACAAGAAUUGGCAACACAAGGAAGAAACCUCAUGAAAGUCCACCCGGACACAGCACCAACGUUCUCAGUACAACCAACCAGCUCAAGAAAUCGGCCAACUUUCAACGACAAUGGAGUUUCGGUGAUUUCACAGGGUUGCUGGGAUUUCCCCCCGCAGUAUGUUGGCGCGAAUUCCAGUUGAAUUCCCCUCAACUGAAGCGCCAAAUUGUAACCAGCGGGAAAUAGAACAAGCUGCCCAGCAGCACAUAAAGAAACUAUUUUUAACCGUUUAGAAGAGCAAAAAUUCCCCAAGAGUGCGGACAAAGAAAAAUUGUGCAGUCAAUUUAAAUUAAAAUAAAGUAGAAAUUAAGUGAACCUUCCUUAAUUUUCAAUCGCUGUCCCCUCUUGGAAGUGCUUCUCCAAAGUGCACCACAUCCGGACCCAUUUGUUCCCAAACAAAUUGGCGCCAAAUCCGGAGAUCUCAUCAUCCUCCCGGGCUUUCAUCGAACCGGAGGAUUUACUAAUUAUUCCAU